Molecule: messenger RNA, 1465 nt
Organism: Frieseomelitta varia
Lineage: Eukaryota; Metazoa; Arthropoda; Insecta; Hymenoptera; Apidae
Gene: HLH54F
Product: transcription factor 21
Exons: 3
Coding region: 705-1226 (173 amino acids)
Biological process (GO): developmental process; regulation of transcription by RNA polymerase II
Molecular function (GO): RNA polymerase II transcription regulatory region sequence-specific DNA binding; DNA-binding transcription factor activity, RNA polymerase II-specific; protein dimerization activity
Source: RefSeq, a predicted model, not a curated record
AUGUCAAUUACGUGCGACUUUCGCAUUUAAUUUAAUAAUUUAAUUUAAUAAUUAAAGAAGGAUUUUAGGGAAGAAUAAUUGAAGAGACGCGACGGAUAUCCGGAAGAAAAACCAUUCGGAGCAAAGGUCAAUUCCAAGUGAAAAAGAAAAAAAAGCGUUAUUUGUGGAUGUACGCUCCGAAAGAGGAUGGAAGAGGAAAGGAUGGACCAGGUGGCUGCAGAUGACGCAGAACUAAACGAUUGGACGAGAAUCUUGAGGAAAAGCCAAAGAGGAGGACGUGACCAAGUCGAAGGAAGACGCUUUUACCGUUUAGAAAGCUCCGCCCGAUUUUCAGAGGCGUCUCAAAUCUCCCUCUUCUCUACCAAUGUUCGUUCUCUCUUCUCUCUCUCGCGUCUUCUCUUCGGCAUCCUCCUCUUCAUCCUCCUCUUCUUGGCUAACAAUUUUGACGUACGAUUAGUUUCGCGUGAGCAUCGCGACUUAUCGUGACAUUCCAAUAAUACCAAUCGAAGGAAAAAAACUCAAGCUCCUCGAGAGAAGGAUCUAGGUGAGGUGUGUCUAACAACCCUUGCGAAGUUUUCUAUUCGAACGCGGUACUCCGAAAUUCUGAUUCGCUCUCGACAACGUACAAACUAGUGAGGAAGAUUGUAUACAUUUUCUUUCCUGAAGAGGAUAUUUUUAAGCUCCGUGUAAAUUAGUUGCAGAAGAUGCCACGUAAACGUCGAGCCUCGACACCGACGUUGGAUGCCGAUGAUGAGGAAUUCGUCUCGGAAGAGAAAUACAGCAAGGAUGAUUUGGACAGUCGUGCGCCAAGAAACGCGGCGAACGCCAGGGAACGGGCUCGGAUGAGGGUGUUGAGCAAGGCAUUUUGCAGAUUGAAGACAACGUUACCCUGGGUACCAGCCGAUACGAAGCUCAGCAAGUUGGAUACACUUCGUUUAGCGGCUACUUACAUCGCUCACCUUCGAGCGGUCCUCAGAGAUGACGGGGAUGCUCAUUCGGAAACAACGAGAUCUCUAUCUUUAGCGCUGUCUUGGCCGUUUGCUCUUCAAGGUGGAAACGCUUCCAUGUUGAUGAACAACAGUUGCAACGUAUCAUCGUCAACGUCGUCUAGUUCUAAUCAGUAUCGUGGUCAGCAGGGAGCCCACGAUAUUCAGAAUUUCCAUCAUUCUGGACAUCAAAGCAUGUCACUGCGUCAUAAUCACGAGCCACAGCUUUCCUAUUUUUAAUGUGUCUGUCAAGUGAAGGCAUUGCAGCUCCUUGAUUGAGGAACAAUGGAAGAACGUUUUGUUCGCAAACGAAAGAUUAAUAAUCGGAGAGAUCUAUUUAUUGCAGAGUGCCUUAUUACUCUAUUUAUUUAUCUGCCCAUUUUAUGUUUUAAGAACGAUUAUUAAAAUAUCCGUACGUAUCGUAAUUAUUAUUGUAACCAAAGCAUAAGUACUAGUCCAAUAAAGUAUUUCUACAGUUA